AUGACCAAUGCAAAUGGACAAUCGACUACGAGUGCAGUCUGCAGAUGUGGCAAGGUCUGCAAAAACGCGACUGGUCUAAAAAUACACCAGACCAAGAUGGGUUGCCUAAGGAAGCUGUUGAUGCAACGCACAGUGCCUGUACCCAGUACAGUACCUGGUGAGACGGAGGAGGAGCCAGGCCCGGACACACACCACAGUGCCCAGUGCCUCCAAGCACCACAAGCUACACCCCAAAGCAGACCAUCAGAGCUUCGCCGGAUUUUGUGGCCUGCUGCCAACAAAGAGUCGGUUUGGCAACAGUUUGAUGAGGAUGUUGACACAGCCCUUGAAGCAACAGCCAAGGGCGAUGUGGACCAGAGGCUCCGAACCAUGAGCACGUUCAUAAUCAGCAUCGCUUCAGACAGGUUUGGCACCAAGGAACAUCGCACCUCCAAGACAUCUACUGCAACACCAAUUCCUAACCGACGAGAGGUCAAGAUCACCCAACUCCGCCAAGAGCUGAGGUCACUUAGGUGUCGGUACAGGAAGGCAAAUGAGGAGGAGAAAGUAGCCCUGGCAGAACUUAGGGAUGUGGUGAGGGAGAGGCUAACCACCCUUCGGCGUGCGGAGUGGCAUAGGAAGAGGGGAAAGGAGAGGACCCGCAAGCGUAGUGCUUUCAUCGCAAACCCUUUUGAGUUCACAAAGAAGCUGCUGGGAGAGAAACGCAGUGGCCAACUCUCAUGUCCUGAGGAUGUCAUCAACCGCUACAUCAGCAACACCUACAGCGAUGGGAUGAGGGAGCAAGAUCUUGGCCACUGUGCAGCCCUCAUAUGUCCACCAGAACCCAGCACCCUCUUCAACAUCAAUGAACCCACACUUAAGGAAGUGAAAGAGGUCAUCAAAUCUGCCAGAACUUCAUCAGCACCGGGCCCGAGCGGAGUUCCUUAUAAGGUCUUCAAACAUUGCCCCAGGCUUUUGGAGCGUCUCUGGAAGAUUCUGAGAACCAUCUGGAGGAGAGGGAGAGUACCCCAGCAAUGGAGAUACGCAGAAGGCGUUUGGAUUCCUAAAGAGGAGAAUGCAAGUAACAUCGAGCAGUUCAGGACAAUCUCCCUCCUCAGUGUUGAGUGCAAAAUCUUCUUCAAGAUUGUUUCCAAUCGCCUGAUGGGAUUCCUUCUCAAAAACACCUACAUAGACACCUCGGUGCAGAAGGGAGGAGUCCCAGGGGUCCCAGGGUGCAUCGAACACACAGGGGUGGUGACACAGCUGAUCAGAGAGGCACGAGAGAACAAAGGAGAUUUGGCAGUGCUGUGGCUGGACCUUGCCAAUGCUUAUGGAUCAUUACCACACAAGCUGGUGGAAGUGGCCCUGAGUAGUUACCAUGUUCCAGAGAAGAUUCGCAAUCUCAUCCUGGACUACUACAACAACUUUAGUCUAAGGGUGUCCUCUGGAACAUCAACAUCGGAGUGGCAUCGUCUUGAGAAGGGCAUUAUUACCGGCUGUACAAUCUCGGUAUCUCUGUUUGCCCUAGCUAUGAACAUGCUCGUGAAGUCUGCUGAAGUUGAGUGCAGAGGUCCACUGUCCAGAUCUGGCACACGGCAACCACCGAUAAGAGCAUUCAUGGACGAUCUCACUGUUACCACAACCUCAGUGCCUGGAUGUAGGUGGCUUCUCCAAGGCCUCGAACAGCUCAUCAGUUGGGCAAGAAUGAGCUUCAAGCCUGCGAAAUCCAGAUCCUUAGUCUUGAGGAAAGGGAAAGUUUCAGACCAGUUCCGCUUCAUGCUGGGAGACAUAAGAAUCCCAUCAGUGUCAGAAAAGCCUGUGAAGAGCUUGGGCAAGCUCUUUACUGGCGACCUGAAGGACACCGCUGCACGGCAGGGUACCAGCGAUGACCUUGACACAUGGCUCUCAGCAGUGGACAAGUCGGGACUCCCGGGAAAGUUCAAGGCCUGGAUCUACCAGCAUGGCAUCCUCCCUCGUCUCCUCUGGCCAAUGCUAAUUUACGAAGUCCCUAUUACCACCGUGGAGGGCUUCGAGCGGAAGGUCAGCCGAUUCCUGCGCAGAUGGCUGGGCCUGCCACGGAGCCUCAGCAGCAUUGCUCUUUUUGGCCAUAACACCAAGCUGCAACUUCCUUUCAGCAGUCCAUCAGAGGAGUUCAAGGUCACCAGAGCCAGAGAAGUCCUGCUCUACAGAGACUCAGCUGACACCAAGGUCUCCUCAGCAGGGGUGGAGGUUAGGACAGGGAGGAAGUGGCGUGCCAAGGAUGCAGUGGAACGGGCGGAGGCAAGGUUGCAGCAUAGCACCCUUGUGGGCACAGUGGCUACUGGUCGGGCCGGGCUUGGCAGCAAUCCUAAGCCAUGCUACAUCAAGGCCAGAGGCAAGGAGAGGCGGAGACUCAUCCAGGAUGAGGUGCGAGCCGAGGUGGAGGAAGCUCGCUUCAGCAGAGCAGUUGGCAUGUCCAAGCAGGGGGCCUGGACUAGGUGGGAACAUAUAGCUGGCCGCAAGAUCACAUGGGCAGAACUCUGGAAGGCGGAGCCACACCAUUUCAAGUUCUUGGUCCAGUCAGUAUAUGACGUCCUCCCCAGCCCUGCCAACCUGUUCACCUGGGGCCUAGUAGAAGCACCUGCUUGCCAACUCUGCCAGAGAAGGGGAUCUUUAGAGCACAUCCUCAGCUGCUGCCCGAAGGCCUUGGGAGACGGGCGUUAUCGUUGGCGUCAUGACCAGGUCCUGAAGGCAGUAGCAGACACCAUCUGCUCUGGCAUCACCAGCAGCAAGCAGCAACACCCGUCCAAGACUUCCAUCGCCUUUGUCCGAGCAGGUGAGACGCCACAACCACCUAGGAAGACCCAAGGGGGCCUGCUCGCGACAGCAAGAGACUGGCAGCUCCUGGUUGACCUAGGGAGACAGUUGAGAUUCCCGGACACCAUCGCAGUCACAUCGCUCCGACCGGACAUGGUCUUGGUGUCCGCGUCAAGCAAGCAGGUGGUGCUGCUCGAACUGACUGUACCCUGGGAAGAUCGUGUAGAGGAAGCCCAGGAGAGGAAGAGGGCCAGGUAUGCAGACCUGGUAGCGGAGUGUCGGCGGAACGGGUGGAAGGCCCGCUGUGAGCCAAUUGAAGUGGGCUGCAGGGGCUUCGCAGGACAGUCUCUACACCGGGUCCUGGGGCUCUUAGGGAUUUGCGGGCUGCACAGACGAAGAGGCACCAAGAACAUCCUGGAGGCGGCUGAAAAGGCUUCACGGUGGCUCUGGUUAAGGAGGGGGGACACGUGGCGUAGUGCGCUACCUGGACACAAGUCGGGGCCUGAUCAACCCCGGCUGGGUCGCCCGGGUGAGGGUGUCUGA
This is a messenger RNA of Xyrichtys novacula (pearly razorfish), 3318 nucleotides long. The record is from the annotation of a GenBank genome assembly. Lineage: Eukaryota; Metazoa; Chordata; Actinopteri; Labriformes; Labridae.